AUGGCGGCGCUUCCGGUCCGGCGGGCGGAAGGAGCGGCGCCAGGCCGGCCCGCUGGCACAGCGCCCCCUCGCUCCCGGAGGCCGCGCCCGCACGCCCGCGCGCCCGCACGCCCGCACGCCCUGCACCGCCGCCCGCGCCCCGCAGGCCCCGCACUGCGGGCCUCUCCGCACGGCCUGACCACGCCCACGCACUGCCGCAGGCUCGGCCCCGCCCGCAGCCCGUCCACCCACGCAGAUCCCGCCCAGCGGGCCUCACCCGCAGGGCUGGCCCCACACGGUCCCGCCACGCCCUGCACCAGCCACGCCCACUCCGCACUGGCCACGCCCACCCCGCGGCAGUCACGCCCACCCCGCACUAGCCACGCCCGUCCCCGCAGCACAGUCACGCCCACCCGCACUAGCUACGCCCACCCCGCACUAGCCACGCCCAUCCACCAAGCAGUCACGCCCACCCGCACUAGCUACGCCCAUCUCCGCAGCAGUCACGCCCACCCCGCACUAGCUACGUCCCGCCCAGCUGGCUUCAUCUGCAAGGCUCGUCCCACACGGUCCCGCCCACGCCCCGCACCAGCCACGCACAUCCACGCAGCAGUCACGCCCACCCACCAGCCACGCCCAGCGGCACUAGCCACGCCCACCCCGCAGCAGUCACGCCCACCCGACCAGCCACGCCCAUCCCCGCGCGGGAGCUUCGCCCACAGCGCACACCCAGUCCACACCCUCGCAGGCCCCACCCCGCACCCCGCAGACCCCCGAACACCCCUGGUUGCCUAUGCCCAGGGGCUGCCCCAACGCAUGGCCAUGCUCUUCCAGCUGCUGAAGGAGGGGAUAUGGGGACGUGGGGCGGAGAGAGCUUGUCGAGGGUUCGAGGCUGACCGUCCCCCGUAG
Molecule: messenger RNA, 888 nt
Organism: Loxodonta africana (African savanna elephant)
Lineage: Eukaryota; Metazoa; Chordata; Mammalia; Proboscidea; Elephantidae
Exons: 4
Coding region: 1-888 (295 amino acids)
Source: RefSeq, a predicted model, not a curated record